GUCGGGCGGGAGCACUUCCGGGGCGGCGGGGGCGAUGGGGCGGCACUAGGCGACGGCGGGGGCUCGCCAUGAGGUACAACGAGCGGGAGCUGCUCUCCCUGGCCCGGCAGCCCGCCGAGAAGGCGGCCGAGAUCUUGAUGCGGGUGCCCAAGAAGGGGAGCGUGUUAAAGAAACGCCUGGUGAAGCUUGUUGUCAACUUUCUCUUCUACUUCCGGACAGACGAAGCAGAGCCCAUUGGAGCUCUGCUGCUGGAGCACUGCAGGAUCACCAAAGAGGAGGACAACGUCUUCUCCAUCAGUUUCAUUGAGGAGCCGGAGAGGAAAUACUGCUUUGAAUGUGACAGCGAGGAGCAGUGUCAGGAGUGGAUCGAGGCACUCAAGCGAGCCAGCCUGCUGCACGGUCUGUUCCUGUCUUACAGCUACGAGUUCAUGAGGAGGAGCUUGAUUUUCUACCGGAAUGAGAUCCAGAAAAUGACAGGGAAGGACCCCCUGGAGCAGUACGGGAUCUCUGAGGAAGCGCGCUUCCAGCUGGGAACACGCAAGCAGUAAAUCCCUCGCCUGGGCUGACCGAGCUUCUGGCCCCAGGCUCACCCCGGAGGGUCACCCCCAAGCCCCCCCCCCACCCCGGGGAAGAACAGCAGCAGUUCCCCACAGCAGUGACCAAGUGACUUUUUAAUUUAUUAGCCAAAUAAUUUUGUAUGAUUUUUUUUUUUUAAAGGGAUUUCAUUGCACAUUCCCACUUGCCCCAGCUGUGGAGGCAGCCAGUCGGAACCGCUGCUGACACAGCAGGCAUGGAACCACCCUGGCUCCCAGGGAGAGCAGAGGAGGGGGCAGUGCAGAGCUCCCACAGCUCUAGCCCUCCUCUUCCUCCCUGUCCCUCCUGCAGGAGCUACGCAGCCAUUCCUGCUCAGGAUCUUCCCAAGGGAGCCAUGGAGGGUUGGUUGUUCAUCCCCUUGCUGUAAGAGGAUGCUCCCACCGUUUCAGGGCUGUGCGUGCAGGGUUAACCCUGUCACGCCCUCCUCUGUUCAUCACAAAGCCAUUUUGGUUGCCCAAACCCAGAGCCUGAUGGCCAAGCUGUGAGCCAGGAGGAGUGGGAAGCCUUCCAUUAACGGGGGGGGGGCUCAGCACGGGGCCAGCUGAUGGGGGACACCCACUGCCCUGUGUUGUGUCCACUGGCGCCUGCCUCUGGGGGUUGUUUUCUUCCUUUCCCUUCUUGGAGCAGGCGGUGCUAAUUCCUAGAGGCUUGGUGAAGCUGCAGAGCAUUAGAGCGCUGUCACAAACAUGUUAGACAAAGCGGCAAAGCACAAGGGAGCUGAGAGAGGGCUGAGAGAUCCUGCCUCCCCGCUGCCGUGAUCCUGCCUCCCCACUGCCGUGCCGGGGGCUGGGCCAAGCUGUGCAGUUAUUCCGGCUUCCCAGAGGAAAGCCAGAUGGAAGGUUUGUAAAGAGGGAACUGCUCCACGUUGGCUGGAUGUUUGAGCUUCAGGGGCUGCAGAAGUUAAACCCAGGGAGCUGUGACAGCCGGGCCUAAACCCUUCGUUCCCUGAGCUGCAGCUUUUCUCCCCUUUGGGAGUAUCCAAAGGGAAGGACCAGAAAACUGUGUGCCAAGGUCAGAGCUGCCAGGGAAGCUGGGCUGCCUUCCCCAUGGCUGCCGUAACCUUGGGAGAAGCGUUAGGGACAGUGUCUUUCCUCAAGGCUCUGCAAAAACUGCCCAGCGAUGAGGGACAGAAGGACGCUCCCCUCACCCGCACCCAGGGCUUCAGGAGACCCAGUUCCCUGACCCCUGCAGCUCCCCUGGAACUAGACCAGGAAAAGCUCCAGGAAAGGGCCCAGGUGAUGCUGUCAGGCGGCUGAUGACAGAAGGAACUUGACUUGCCACUGGGGCAGGUACAUGCAGCAGGAAGGCUUGGCCUGAGCGGGGGGGAGGGGGGGGGGGGUGGCCCCCAGCUUUGUUCCUGCUAGCUGGCGGGGGGGCUGCGCCGCUCCCAGCGGGCGGUAAGUGAGGUGGGGCAGAGCCUGCUCCAUACCUGGCUUUGAAGGGAAGCGUGAGGUCUCUUCCUCUUCGGCUGGGAAUUAAUGCCGGAAUGAGAGCCCGUAUUGCAAGCUUCAGUGGCCUGGCCUCCCCUCUUGACCUCCUGCUGCUGGGUACCAGGAGUGCGGCAGAUGUCACUGAUGCUUCAUGUUUAAUCUCAAAGCCAAGAUUUUUUUCCUUUCCCUCCCCAAACACUCCCUUUCCCUUCAGUUGUUCCAGGUGCUUGCUCCAGAAAUUACCAAAAUAAGCAGAGGGGCAGCUGUCCUGUGUAGGGAGCCGAGGGCAGGGCGGGGGGAAGCAGAAAACCCGGCGGUUUUGAAGACAGAUGGCAACUGGUGGAAGCUGCAAGGAGGGAUUAAAAUCAGGAACACACAAGAGCUUGAGCUUUAGAGAAUUAGUGUCCUCAGAUGACUUUCAAGUGCAUUUUAAUCCUCCCAAGCCUGCUCUGCUUUACCUCGGUGCCAGGGCAUGGUCCUGACACGCUGGUGGGGUGCGCAGCAGCUUUUACUUACUGUGAAAAAGGGACUUUGGUCACUCAAGAGAGGAUGGAUGGACGCACGGGGCUUGGCAGCCACUCUUUCCUCUUCACAGCACGAGCUGAGCUGGGCAGCCGCAGGUCCCCACGGCAGGUCCCGCUGCACUGUGGCUUCAGCUGUGGCGGAUGCUGGGUCACUCCUAGCAAGGUUCUGGUGCUGCGGCGAGGCGCUCGUGCCUGCUGGCCACCACCGGUAGCCAGCAAAGGGUUCUCAGCCCCGUGCCUUCCCAGAUGUGCUCUUCCCAGAUGUGCUCGCAUCCUCUCCUAGAGGUAGAGCUGACACCCACUUCUUCUUCACUGUACGUCAAAUGGGCAUUUUAUCCAGGUGUUACGGGGAACAGUUGGGUGAGCAAGAGAGAAUCCCAACACUUAUUUAAGAGGCGACAAUGGCAUUUCUUAACUGAAUGUAAGACAAAUGCUGUGAAGAGUUACGGGGCCAGCGGCAGGCCCGGUAACUCGGUUAGAUCAACUUCUAGAGUAGCAUUAGGACACUGGGUUUGGUUUCAGGAGUAAGGGAAGACGGUACUUUGAGACCUGCAUCAACUGCUGGUGAUUUAUAAAUAAUUGUUCAUUUUUCACACUCCGGUCACUGUGCUUUUUGUAUUUCAGUGCCCUGUUGCAGCGAGUGCUGCAUACAGGCUCCCUGAAAGCAUACUGAAGCCAUUUCUCUUUUAUACAGUGAACAUUUCCAAUAAAAACUUGUUUUAAUCUUG
Messenger RNA from Falco peregrinus (peregrine falcon), 3276 nucleotides. It is a transcript of the gene PLEKHJ1, whose product is annotated as pleckstrin homology domain containing J1. NCBI's taxonomy places the organism in Eukaryota, Metazoa, Chordata, Aves, Falconiformes, Falconidae. The transcript has 6 exons. Gene Ontology annotation, cellular component: trans-Golgi network; early endosome; recycling endosome. The record is from RefSeq and is a predicted model, not a curated record. Bases 69 to 548 code for a protein of 159 amino acids. Gene Ontology annotation, biological process: receptor recycling; endosome organization; retrograde transport, endosome to Golgi.